UUUAUUUUGAUCCGCUUUGAUGGAGGUUGCAGCGGUGAAUCCAUGUAUUUGAAGCAAUCGACCUUAUUACUACUUCUAUUACAAAUAUUUGGUGCGUUAGGACAAGAUGAAAAGACGCAGAGGUUUCUGCUCUACGAGAUAAACCCUGGAGAGGGUUUCAACCUCCGUCGAGAUGUUUAUUUACGAAUGGCGGUGUUGGUAGCCCACUUGCGAGCGCUUCAACCAUGGACUUUAGUUCUGCCGCCUUGGUCAUCGCCGUACCAUUGGCGUUCAGGUCAUUUGGACCAGGAAAAAGUGCCGUGGUUCAAGUUCUUCGACACAGACAGUUUGAGCUCUUUUGUGUCCGUGAUAGAGCUACAUGAGUUCCUAAAAACUCAGGAAGAAUGGAAGAUUGAUGAGCUUGUAAUAUUAGAGCACUUUGAGUUUCAAGAAAAUUCGCUAUGGGAGGAAAAAUUGGAAGAGGUUAAAUGCCGGGAGUCAGAAAUAUACUACUGGAAAUCGAAUAAAAACGAGUGGACGGGAAGAUUUUGGAACAACCCCAAUAUUACGGCAAAAAACUUGAGGUGCAUGGCUUUCCAAGGACUCGCAACCAGCCUCUUGCCAUUUCUAGUAGAGGAAAAUUCAAAGACCAUCAUGCUGGACCGAGCAGAGGUAGCUCUGCACCACGCGUUCGGAGAUGCCGAGUACUGGGCAGCUCGCAGGAGCAUGAGAUUCGCUCAGGAAUUGAUAGUCGCCGCCAAAGAAUUCAGGAAGGCACACCUUGACUCCACUGAUGAAAGUGACAAUACAAUUCGGCCAAAGAAUUGGAAGGACGAGCGACAGCUUGAUACAAAUGCAAAGCGGGGAGGACCGUACAUCGCAGUGCAUUUGAGGAGGAAGGAUUUUGUGACAGGACGGGCAACGCAGGUGCCAAGCAUUCCUGGAGCAGCAAAACAAAUCAAAAUCUUGGCUGAAAAACACGGCCUUGGCAAAGUCUUCGUCGCUUCUGACGGAACCGAGAAAGAAUUGACUGAGCUGGAGAAUUUGCUGUUGCCAUUAACACUACAUAGAUUUCGUCCGACGGCUGAGGAACUUGAGUCUCUCUUGGACGGAGGAGUGGCCAUAAUCGAGCAGAUAAUUUGCUCACAUGCCAGAGCAUUUACCGGCACUUUUGAAUCGACCUUUUCAUUCCGAAUACAAGAGGAAAGGGAAAUCAUGGGAUUUCACCCAGACAACACGUUUCAACGACUGUGUGGGGAUGACGAGGGUGAUUGUGAUCAACCAACGAGAUGGCGUGUUCAGUUUGAUUGAGAAUUGAUAUAUAUUUUAUUUUCCUAUAAAAAUAGAUCUUAUGUGAGAUUUCUUGUCUAAAUAAAUGCACUCUUUUUUACUCUGA
Messenger RNA from Cloeon dipterum, 1375 nucleotides. It is a transcript of the gene O-fut2, whose product is annotated as O-fucosyltransferase 2. Gene Ontology annotation, molecular function: peptide-O-fucosyltransferase activity. The transcript has 7 exons. Gene Ontology annotation, biological process: protein O-linked glycosylation via fucose. The record is from RefSeq and is a predicted model, not a curated record. The coding region runs from base 43 to 1290 and encodes 415 amino acids. NCBI's taxonomy places the organism in Eukaryota, Metazoa, Arthropoda, Insecta, Ephemeroptera, Baetidae.